Nothobranchius furzeri (turquoise killifish) is the source of this 2259-nucleotide messenger RNA. RefSeq names its product UDP-glucuronosyltransferase 2A2. The record is from RefSeq and is a predicted model, not a curated record. Lineage: Eukaryota; Metazoa; Chordata; Actinopteri; Cyprinodontiformes; Nothobranchiidae. Gene Ontology annotation, molecular function: UDP-glycosyltransferase activity.
CAUUACUCUACCCCUGCUGCAGCUCCAGGAUCCAGCACACACUAUGAACUCAACCCCAGAGAAGAACGUCGAUCCAAAAUCUGUCAAAAGAGACUGGAUGCACGGACAGCAAGCUCUGGCUGAAGCGUGACAAAUCAUUCAGCUGAAGUGUUCCCGACAUGUGCCAACCAGCCCUGCUGACACUUGCAGUCUUGCUCUGCACAUCACCCUUGGUAUAUGGAGGAAAGGUUUUGGUGUUUCCCGUUGAUGGAAGCCACUGGGUCAACAUGAAUGUUAUUAUCCAAGCACUUCACGCCAGAGGUCAUGAAAUCACAGUGUUACGCCCAUCUGACACCUGGUAUAUCAAGGAAGACUCUCCUCACUACAAAGCAAUCACCAUUAAUUCCUCAGCUGGAUUUGACAAGGAACACUUUGGUUCUUAUGUUAUGCAAACAAUAAACAUGCGACGCAACGGCUCGUCAAUUUGGUCUCGCAUUUCUUUGGAAUAUGACCUAGUAAGACAUUUCGAUCUCAUGACCAAGCAGGUGCUUCAAAUGGUAGAAGACAUUUUUGAGAACACAAAAUUCAUGCAGAGCCUUCAAGAUGCAAACUAUGAUGUUCUCCUUACUGACCCUGCAAUUGGUGGUGGUGUGCUUUUGGGCCAUCGUUUGGGUCUUCCACUUGUCUUUAAUGUUAGAUGGACCAUUCAGGGUGAGGGGCAUCAAGCAAUUGCACCAUCGCCACUUUCAUAUGUCCCAAUAUCAGGAUCAGAGCUGACUGAUAAAAUGACUUUUAUGCAAAGGGUCAAGAACAUUAUUUACUAUGUUUUUACAUGUUUGCAAAUUUUAUAUAUUACAGAACCAAACUACCCUCCCUUUGUUCAUCGUUACUUUGGCAGUGAUGUACAUUACAUGGAGCUGUUUCAGGCAGCUGACAUCUGGCUGAUGAGAAAUGACUUCACCUUUGAGUUUCCGCGACCCACAAUGCCAAACAUUGUCUACAUGGCAGGAUUUCAGUGCAAACCCUCCAAACCUCUCCCCAAAGAGUUGGAAGAUUUUGUACAGGGAUCUGGAGAACAUGGGGUUAUUGUCAUGACAUUAGGGACUCUGGUGGAAAAACUUCCUGAUGAUCUUGAUGAGGAAAUUGCUGCUGCUUUUGCAAACCUUCCCCAGAGGGUCAUCUGGAGACACCAAGGCAAGAAACCAUCCACCCUUGGAAACAAUACUUUACUCUUGGACUGGUUACCCCAGAAUGACCUCCUAGGACACCCUAAGACCAAGUUGUUUGUGGCUCAUGGAGGUACUAAUGGACUGCAGGAGGCCAUCUACCAUGGUGUCCCCCUGGUUGGGCUGCCUCUCUUGUUUGACCAACCAGAUAAUUUCUUUAGGAUGGAAUCAAGAGGUGUGGCCAAAGUCUUGGACAUUGCAACAGUGAAUAAAGAAAUCUUCUUGGAUGCUCUAAAAGAAGUUCUAUAUGAACCUUCCUACAGACAGAAGAUGAAAGAGUUGUCCAGUCUUCACAGGGAUCAGCCCAUGAAACCCCUGGAUCGAGCCAUCUUCUGGAUCGAGUUUGUCAUGAGGCACAAAGGAGCUGCACAUCUGCGGACAGAGUCCUACAAAAUGUCCACCCUCCAGUACUACUCCAUUGAUGUUUUAAUAUUCAUCUUGGCAGUUAUAGCUGUAGCAUUAACAGUUUUUACUUUCGUUAUGAAUUGUCUCUGGAGAAGGCUAUACUAUAGAGGAAAGAUCAAAAACGAAUGAAGUUCUGGUAUACAUACAACUCCUAAAACUGGCAUUCAGCUUCAUGGUGUUUUUCAUUGUUCAAGUGUACUUCACAGAAGACUGUAGGGCGCAGUGCGAGUAUUGAGACUGGGUCAGAGAUAGUUGCAGUUGUUUCUUUAUUCUUGCAUUUGAAAACCAUUGCGCUGAACAGAAUAAAACAUAAAAAUUAUUCAUAUUCCUAGACAUACAUGAUAAGCAUAGUUUUUGAUACAUUCUAUUAUGAACAUUUUUUUUUCAAUUAAUUCAUUUGUUGCUUUGUUUUUUAUCUGUGGUCAAACACUUACAGAUAUGCGUCUGUAAUUAUAAAGGAUGGAAAAUUGAAAAUUAUAUCUUUUAUGUUGACUAAAUAAUUCAGGAUCAUGUUUAUGUCAGAGAACAUUAGGAUACAAACUAAUACAGGACAUUAGGAUUAGUCGAAAUGUACCUAUUGUGCGAAUGUAUGAAAGAGAUGAUUGUAACUUAUGUUUGACAUGUUUUUAAAUAAAGUUCAUCAAAUCAA